Daphnia carinata is the source of this 7304-nucleotide messenger RNA. RefSeq names its product mucin-19-like. The transcript is spliced from 5 exons. The record is from RefSeq and is a predicted model, not a curated record. Lineage: Eukaryota; Metazoa; Arthropoda; Branchiopoda; Diplostraca; Daphniidae. Gene Ontology annotation, molecular function: protein binding. The coding region runs from base 1 to 6897 and encodes 2298 amino acids.
AUGUAUGUGUCUCGCAUUGAAAACGUACGUGCAGCUCCAUGGGAAUCGGAACCGGAAUCAGGAUGUUACUACAUGUUCCAGCACUACAACGAAGGUGACCGGAUCAUCACGAACGAGCCUUGCCUCAACUGCACCUGCCACGACUCGAUGCUCAUGUGCUUCCUCAAGGUCUGCCCGUUUGCCAAGCCCAUCGGCCAGCACUGCCAGAUCGAGAAACGGCCCGAUCAGUGUUGCCCCAUCAUUACUUGUCCCGAACUUCCGGUGCCCAUCAUGAGCAUGAACAUGACCUUGCCGGCCAUCGGUGGUGAUGGCUCAUCGUCGCCGUCAUCGCCAUCGACGUCAGGCACCGUGACGACGACGUUCCGACCUCCGCAAACGGUGGUGACGCCAUCGGGCAGCGUCAAUUUACCCGACUCCGAGGGCUGCAUGAUCGACGGCAAAUUCUACGGAGACGGCGCCCAGGUGCCGUCGGAUCCCAGCAAGCCGUGCGACCUUUGCUACUGCAUCCGCAACCACACGGCCUGCGUCAUGCAAGAGUGCGUCCUCCAAGUGGACGGAUGCUCACCAGUCCUCUUGGACGGCGUCUGCUGCCCGGUGCGCUACGACUGCGACGCGGCCAACUUGACGAGCAGCAGCAGCUCGACGACGCCCGUACCCGCUGGCGGAGGCCAAUUCGGCUGCACGCUGGACGGCCAGUCGUACAGCGACGGCGACUUUGUGCCGUCGGCCAACCCGUGCGAUUAUUGCUACUGCAUGCACGGUGAUAUCGUCUGCGCCGUCCAGGAUUGCGCCCAUCCGCUGGAGUACUUUUCCACCGAGUGCAAGCAGGUGGCGAAAAGCAACCCGGCCCAGUGCUGUCCGACCUACGAGUGCGGAGCCGUCUCUCCGCCACCUCUGCCCGGCGGCGGCGGCGUCGUCGUCGUCGACGGUGAGGAAGACGCUACGACUGUUUCGGCUGUGACGGAGAGCGGUCCCAUCUCUUCGACGUCGUCUGUUCCGGCUACUGCAUCAUCGGCUCCAGCUACGGCAUCGUCCACUCCUGCUAGUUCGUCAUCCGUUCCGGAAGAAUCGACUGUCUCUGCCUCUGAAGGAUCGGCAUCUGCUUCAGGAGAGCCUGUUUCUGAAGGAUCUUUGGUCUCAUCCGCCGCGGAAGAAUCGACUGCGUCUGCCUCCUCUGAAGAACCAGCGUCGUCCGUCUCGGAAGGAUCUUUAGUCUCAUCUGUUGCAGAAGAAACGACCGUGUCUACCUCAGAAGAAGCGGCAUCGUCCGUCACAGAGGCACCCGUCUCAUCCGUUGGCCAAUCGUCUACGGCGUCCGUUUCAGAAGGACCCGUUUCAGAAGGACCCGUUUCGUCGGCGGCACCCCAAGAAUCCACGGCUUCCGUUUCGGAAGAAUCGUCAGUCUCGUCGGCCACGGAAGAUUCGACGGCAUCCGCCCCAGAAGGAUCACCGGAAGAAUCGACUGCUUCCGUCUCAGAAGGAGCCAUUUCAUCCAGCACUGAAGAACCGACAGUUUCCGUCUCGGAAGGACCGGCUUCGUCCAGCACAGAAGGAGCCGUCUCGUCGGCCACGCAAGAAUCUACAGCCUCUGUUUCAGAAGAAUCCGCCACAUCCGUUGCCGAAGAAGAAGAAAGCGCCACACCUGCACCCGAAGAUGUCAAGCCGCCCGUCUCGCAAGAAGCAGCCACAUCCGCUCCGCUAGAUACGACUCCAUCGGAUGUUGACGAAGCAACGGAAGAGGCCGACCCAUCGAGCAGCAGCAGCAGCGGCAGCGGCGGCAGUGCCACAGUAGCGCCGUCGAUCGCCCCAGAAGAAGACAUCAAGACGACACCGCUGGAGCAGACCAAUGGCGCCACUGUCGCCCCAUCCGAACCCAUCGACGCGGCCCCUCCUGCCACCACCGACGCUCCGUCGUCGUCCUCCUCCUCCUCCUCCUCCUCCAGCUCGUCGACUGAAGCGCAAGAAGAGGACGUAGUCACUGCCAUCCCUUCAUCGUCGUCGUCGUCCACGUCCGGCCCCGAAUCGCAAUCGCAAUCUGAAAGCGAAGUCGAAGGAUCUGGAAGCGUUUCGUCUGAAAGUCCCGCUCCGACUGACCCCUCCGAAUCGGCCGAACCGGCCACAACAACCGAUGAUGAGACGACGGACGAGAACGUCGUCACCGAAGAUGCCUUCGCCAACAGCACUGGCAGCACUCCGGCACCACUGCCUUCGACAUCGACGGCAUCGGCAGAGGAGACGACCGACCCAUCCGAUUCCGUCGCCAGCGUCGCCACGACGCUCGCCCCUCAAGCCGAAACCGAUGGUGGCAGCACCACCGACGACGACGAGGUGGCGCCGACAAUCUCCCCGCAAGGAGGCCCAGACUCGACACCGCCGCCGCCUGAAUCUCUAGUGACUGACGCCUUCGAGUCUUCUUCGACCGAGCAGCCGGAUCAAGGCGGAGACGUCCACACGUCGUCGACGACGAUUGCUGGUGGACCGGAUUCCAUCCCACCAUCGGCCACUGAAGCGCUAGGAGGAGAUGAGCAGCCAACGGAUGCCCCCUCCGUUCCAGUCGUUUCGACGCCGAGCUCUGAACUGGAAGCCAAGCCGACCGAACAAGAAACGCCUGCCACCGACAGUGCGGAAGGAAUCAGCAGCAUUAUUAGUAGUAGUACUACUACUACUACUACACCGGCUUCCGAAAUCGAAACGGACGGCCCUAGCACGGACGGCCCUAGCACGGACGGCCCUAGCACGGACGGCCCUAGCACGGACGGCCCUAGCACGGACGACGCUAGCGCCGAAACGUCCACCGACGCCCCGCAAGAAAUCGCAACCGGAUCGUCUUCGCUUGCGCCAGCCACUGACUCUGCCGUAACGGAUGCGCCCUCGUCCGGUGCUGCUGAAGAGAGCGAGAAACCCACCGGCCAACCGGAAGAACCCGUCCACGUCACGGAAAUCGAUCCGCUGCCCGUCACCGAGCCCAGCCUUCCCAUCGGCGAAUCGUCGACCGACAGCGGCGCUCCAGUGCCCACCGACAGCGGCGCUCCAGUGCCCACCGACAGCCAACAGCCGUCGUCCAGCAGCACGGAAGAAUCUGCGUCCAGCAGCAGCAGCACAGCCACACCAGUCCCCUCCGCCACGGAUGCCGAAGACUUGGAGCAAGUGACGGAAAGCGGAAGCACGUCGGCCCCUCAGGAAGAAACGUCUGAAGAAACAUUGGCCACGACGUCCGUACCGGAAGCGGAAGCGUCGGCCGCAACGGCAGCGCCUUCUAGCCACAACACGGUGCCGCAAACGGCCGCCUCCACCUUAGAGACGGAAGCGCCGACGGUGACGGACGACUCGUUCACGACGCCUUCGACGGACACGAGCGCCAUCCCUGGCGAGGGCAGCUGCCUGUUGAACAACGUGACGUACGCCGAUGGGGCCGACGUGCCGGUGCCCAGCCCGUGCCAGCAGUCGUGCUCGUGCGAGUCGUCCAUCAUCCGCUGCGUCAUCGUCGAGUGCCAGGAGAAGCCCGACCACAUGCCCAACUGCAGGCCCGUCUUUUCGCCGGACAAGUGCUGCCCGCAUUUCGAGUGCGACGAAGACGGCAGUGGCCAAGAACUUACGGAGCCGCCUACCACUUUGAUUCCAGACGAUGCGGCGGCAUCCAGCUCUUCGACGCCUGCCACUGCUGCCACUGCUGGCACUGCUGGUUCCGGUGCGGAAGAGAGCGUCGUUUCCAGUUCAGCCAAACCAGAAGAAGAAGAAGAAGAAGAAGAGGCCGAAACGGACGAUACGACGAGCACAGUCGAAUCCGAAUCCAGCGGCACCACUAGCACCGUCACCACCACAACUGGCCAACCGAUCGCCGUCACGGAUGCCGAGGAAGAAUCCGCACCGGCUACAGACGCUCCGUCGGCGUCGUCGACCUCUUCUCCAGAUGCCACUCCAUCACAAACGGAUGUCUCCUCUUCCGGCCAAGAGACUUUGGAAACGACAUCGACAGAGUCGUCGCCGGCGUCCAGCACAGACGACGCUGACGCUGACGUCACUAGCUCUUCAUCAUCAACCGGAAGCGAAUCACCAUCUGAAACGUCGGACAAACCUGAGGGGUCAGAGGCGGCCGCAACGGACGCCACUGCCGUCGAUGAAUCGACCGAAUCAGCCCAAGUACCGUCGUCGACUGACGAUUCGAGCCCAUCGGUCGAUGCGUCCGUAACGACGCCACCAUCCGAAAUCGACUCUGGCUCGCAAGUGUCUUCGACGGCCGAACCGACCGACGCUGGAUCCGACGUCUCGUCCGCCAGCAGCGGCAGCAGCAGCGGCAGCAGCAGCAGCACUACUGAGGCGCCUUCCACAGAAUCGCAAUCGGCCACGGAACCGUUGGACUUUGAGAUCGAAACGCAACCGCCCGGCACGGCCAGUCCCACUAUCGAAUUGAGCGGCCCCUCCAUCGGAACGACUUCUGUCGCACCUGCAACCGACGCCGAUGACGAAACGCUUUCCAGUAGCAGUUCCAGCCCGUCGUCGACAUCCGCCCCGCAAACGACUGACUCUGCUGCUUCCGGUGAGAUCGAAGGAUCCGGAUCUGAAUCUGGAUCUGAAUCUGGUUCUGCAACUGAAUCUGAAUCUGGUUCUGCAACUGAAUCUGAAUCUGGUACUGCAACUGAAUCCGCAUCUGAAGCUGCACCUGAAUCGGAAUCGAGUGGCGUGCCUGUCGUGACGGUGGCAACGCCGCAAGAAGAGACGAGCACAUCGGAACUGGAAGCGUCGCCGUCUGUCUCGCCAGUUGCAACGACCGACUCUUCCGCACCUGCUGAAUCCGUUUCUGAAUCUGGGCCCGAAUCGACUGCUGCUGCUGCUGCAACUGAAUCGGAUGGAUCUUCGUCGUCAUCAGCAUCAGCUGGGGUAACUGCCUCAUCGACCGAGGCCACGUCGUCGUCUGAAUCUGAAGACUCGACUGCGACGCCCGAAGGAUCAGAGGAAGUUGGCCCAACCACCGAAUCAGUGCCCGCCGCUGUUGCCGAAACGAGUUCGACGGAAGGUUCUGCCGUACCGGAAACGAGUUCGACGGAAGGUUCUGUCGUUCCAUCGACUGGAAGCGAAUGGCAAGAGACUGACGCACCCCAAGUUGGCGGCUCAUCGACCGAAUCAUCUGCCUUAGUUCCAGCAACCGAAUCGGAAGCCAUCGCCACUGCGGCCCCUGAAUCGACCGGAUCUACCAGCGCGUCGCAAGCUCCUUCCGACGCACCCACGGAUUCGGCGGACGCGACGACACCUGAAGCGGCCGCACCGGCCGAAACCACCGACACGGCCCCUUCCCUCUCGUCGACGGAAGCAUCGCCAGCCUCAUCCACUGAAUCGAGUGAAUCGGAGCCGGCCGCCACACCGCAAUCUGCCGACGCUACGACGCAAGACUUUUCGUCUUCUUCUUCUUCUUCUCCUUCUCCAACUGCCGUUGAUUCCGGUGUUUCGUCGUCGUCGUCGUCGUCGUCGUCGUCGACGCUGUCUCCAUCCACUGAAGCGGAAUGGGAAGCAACGACGCCAUCCGUGUCAUCGGCUUCGACUGAACAAGUUGCUCCUUCCUCUUCCACGUCCGAAUCAGCGGCCACUGAAGACGCUUCGUCAUCUCCUUCCGACGCCGCAUCUGCCACCGAAGAUCCAUCUUCCGCAUCGCAAUCUGUAGGAUCUAGCACGGAUGGUGCAUCGACAUCCGCGGCGGCCGAAUCUAGCGCUUCGCCAACCACACAAGCUGCUUCCUCAUCCGCACCGGAAUCUGAAGGACCCACCACUACUGCCACUUCAGAAUCCGGUCCCAUUGCCGAAUCGACGCCAGCAGCUCCCGUUUCGUCCUCAUCGGAAGGCGAAUCCGUCGCAUCGACGACCUCAGCCGCUCCAGUUGACGCAUCGACCGAAGCUUCUCAAACCGUUGCUGCUGGAACCGGUGAAACGGACGAGCCUACGCCAUCAGAAUCGGACGUCGUCAGCGGAGCGACCCAAGCUCCCAGCGUCGGAUCUACCAGACCAUCGCUGUCGGUCGGAUCCGGUGGAUCAACUCGGCCCCCAUUCAGCCCCGCUGAGCCCAGCACGACGGCCGAGCCUGACAUCGCGCCCGUCUCAUCCACAGUUGAAGCCGAAGCCGCCGUCACCACCACCGUCACCACCACCACCACCACCAGCAGCAGCAGCCCGGCAGUACCCAUCGAAUCGAGCACGACAGCCGCCACCGCUAGCGCUGGCGCCACCGUCUCUGAGGUUCCGUUGAGCUCCAGCAGCAUCGACGCCGGCAAUUUGGAAACGUCGUCUGGCCCCACUUCGCCGGCCACGCCGACCGACGUGGAGGAGACGGAAAUUGCUCCGGGCGCCUGCCUCUUUGACGGCAAGGUCUACGUCUCUGCCCAGCAGAUCCCCCGCGACGACCACUGCGAUUUCUGCUUCUGCUUCCGCGGCGACAUCAUCUGUCUCCAGCAAUCCUGCCCGCCGCCCAUCCCUGGCUGUCUCGAGGAGAACAUCGCCGGCUUCUGUUGUCCGCGCUACGAGUGUCCCGUCCGCCAAGUGACGCACAACGUCACCUGGCAUUCGGGCGACCACCGCAACAACCCGGCCGCCCUGGCCGGCGCCUUGGCCGGCAUCCCGCAGGGAUUCAACGUCGAACUGUCUGAUGGCGUCCAAGAUGGCGACCAGGUCGAGGUCGAAGGUUGCGAAAUCAAAGGAGAAUUCUACCGCUUUGGCGAACUGGUUGGACCCGCAUCCGGACCUUGCCUCGAAUGCCGAUGCGGCAAGGGCGGUAUGAUGGAGUGCGACCCUCGCGAAUGCCAACCGGAGCCGACGCUGAGAAAAGUCAUGGCGCUGGCGGCUUCACGCCGUCGUCGGCACGUCGACGCCGACGGUCUCGUCUGGAUCGGUGGCAAACCGAGAAGGCAUUGAGGGGGUGAGAGGAACCCAUUCGCGCGUCUCACUCUCUCUCUCUGUGCGUCUGUGCCUCGAUGGUCCUCCCCCCCCCCCCACCUCUUUAUUUUUUUUUAUUUGAAUUUUUUUUUUAUUACCCAACAUUCCCGCCACAAACAAUCCAGCCACGUCACGCGUUCCCCUCCUUGACUUUCCAAAACGACCACUUGCGGAAUUUGAUGUGACUCUUCUUUUUUUUGUUUUUUUUUUUCGAUUUCGAUUUUUUCGAAACAUAUUUUUGAAAGUGAAUGCACGCGAUCGAAAGUGCAAGGCCAUUUUUAUAUGACGAUUUGCCAGUGAAUUGUUUUGACGCUCUUUUGUGUGCGCGUUUUUCUUUCCCCAUUUUUUUUUUUUUUUUUUUAAAUGGUAAAUAGGUUCUUCCCCAC